Ceratina calcarata is the source of this 2643-nucleotide messenger RNA. RefSeq names its product single-strand DNA endonuclease protein asteroid (gene ast). The transcript has a single exon. NCBI's taxonomy places the organism in Eukaryota, Metazoa, Arthropoda, Insecta, Hymenoptera, Apidae. The record is from RefSeq and is a predicted model, not a curated record. The coding region runs from base 228 to 2522 and encodes 764 amino acids.
AGUAGUGCACAAUCCCUCCUAAACUACGUCUAUUUCCCCUUAAAUAAUGGACAUUGACACUAGGGUGCGGUAGUGAGCCGUGUCCACUUUCGAACAAAGAAAUGAGCAAUCUCCCUUUUCAUCUCUGCUUAUACUGUCCAUCCGCUCCAUCCUUCAGGUUGCUUCAGGUCCAUGAGUGCAAUGCACGUGCAAGCGUAAGCAUAAAUAAAUAAGUUCCAAUAUUUAAAAUGGGAAUUAUUGGACUAACUACGUUCGUAAAUAAUCGUUCCGAUCGUUACUUGCGGGAUUAUGAAUUACAUAAUACAUAUUUAGUGAUCGACGGUAACAACAUAAGUUGUCAAAUAUAUAAUUUAUACACAAAAGGUAAUUGUGCAUUUGGCGGCGAUUAUGAUAGUUUUGCAUAUGCUGUAUCUAACUUUUUCGACGAUCUAUUAAAAUGCAACAUAACACCAUUGGUUUUGAUUGAUGGUGGCACCGAGAAUAAAAAAUUAAAGACAACCGUAAUCAGGACCAAAGACAAAAUUCGAAGAGCUGCGUUGUUUUCCCCGUGUGAUCGACGAACAAUGAAAUUUCUGCCCUUAUUACAAACAAUAGUUUUCAAAAAUGUGAUGAUAAAGAAGAACAUUCGACACGUGCAGUGUCUGUUUGAAGCUGAUAAUGAUAUAGCUACAGUAGCAAGGAUCUUAAAUUGUCCUGUACUGAGUUACGAUUCGGAUUUUUAUAUAUAUGGAUCACAGUACAUACCAUUUGACACAUUGGAUAAUUGUGUAGUCAGGCAUUCAAGUGGGAAAGGAUAUGUAAAACAUUGUAAAAUUUAUAAAGUUGAAUAUUUACUAAAUUCAUUUAGAGGACUGCAUGAAUCUAUGUUACCAUUGGCAGCAAUCUUAUUAGGUAAUGAUUAUGUCAAACAUGGAACAUUCAAGAACUUCUUUCGUCAUUUGAAAUUGAAAGGAGUAUCAAAAAAAAAACACAAUGAGCAACAGUGCCGCAUUGAAGCAACUUUCAUAUGGCUAAGCAAGUACACCUUGGAUAAGGCUAUUAUUAGCAUUUUAAUCAGAUUACCCAAACCUUGUCGACAAAGAUUAUUGAAUUUAAUAGAAGACAAUAUUAACAGUUACACGAAUGCAUCAGCUGAAAUACUUAUACCAUUAGGAUUUCCAAAAGAUUAUGUCGCUCGUGUAAAUACGCAUCACUUAAAUAGGAGUUUUAAGUUUGAAGAAGAUAUAAAUACUUUAACAUACAUAGAAGAAACUUGUGAAGGAGAAGAGGACGAGAUCAGCGAGGAGGAAGAUGAUGAAAUUGAAUUAAUGAGCACAAUAGAUGAGACCGAAUUGUUUUCGCAAAAUAAAGCCAUUAAUAAUUUGCCGAAAUGGUUUGUAAACGAAUUUCUUAUGGCCGAACUUCCAUCGUUUUUCAUGGACUUGAUAGUUCGCAGAUUGUAUACGUGUCCCGUACAAAUUGAAAAUGAUUGUUAUCGUUCGAGUAAUGUAAUAAGUUUAAAGAUCAUUAGUGUUAUUUUUGGACUUCUAAAAUCAGCAAUACAUGACAAAGUACGUUACAUGAGAUACAUGAUCAGAGAUCAAAAUAGACUUGUAACACGUGAAUUAAAAGCCACAGAGAUAAUAAACUGUUGUAAACUUCCGUCUCUAUUCAAUCUUAGAAAAAUUCCAUUAAGUAUACGGAAAGAGAUCUUAAAUAAAACUUUGGGGAUUAACACUGCAGAUUGUAUAAAUGAGCUUCCACCAGAGUGGAUAUUGUAUGUUGGAUGUAUUAAGUACUGGAUAAGAGAGCAAGAACCUCCUGUAUUUCAUAAAUCUAAUGUAUAUGCUAUAGUUAUUGGUAUGUUAUUUCAUAUAAUAGAUUCUAAGAUCGGGAUAUAUAGAACAAUCCACAAUUUUACACAGAAAAAGAGUCAAGUAAUUGAAACAAUAAAACAGAAAAGGAAAGCGCAUAAUUAUAAGCCGACCUACACGACAAAUGGUACAGUUAUUGAAGCCUGCAAAAAAGUCAGCUAUUAUGAUUGUCUUUUAGCCGCACCAUUUUUCAUUUCUCAUUUUAAUCUAGAUAAAAAAUUUCAAUUCUAUUCAAAUCGGAAAUUAUUUAAUAGAUCUAUAGUUCACGCAUUUGCAGAAUUUCAGAAUUGUUUGAAACAUGCCAUGAGCCUGAAUGCGUUACUGAAGUAUCCCUAUCCACAGACCACAGUCGCCACUUUGUAUAAUGGCACUCUGCUGUAUAAUUUAAGUAAUAAUUUUAAAACACAUCAGGACAUUGAGAAAUACAUAAAUGCUGUUCUUGGAAUGUCUCCAAGUCUCUUAAGAUUGUUUCAUAUACUUUUGUCAAAAGUAAAAUCAGAAUUUACAUCAUUAUUUCAGGUCGAAGUUAAGCAUUGUAAGAAACGAAAAAAAUCUAAACGUCCGAAGACAAAUGCUGAAAGUGAUACUCAAUAUUUUAGUGCUACCGAUAAUUCAACCGAGCUAUAUUACGAUCCGGAUAAUCCGUAUUCUAUACUCAAUCACGUAUGAAUUGUAUAAUCUUUGUUUAAUCGUAUAAAAUAAUGAACAGUCAAUAACCAACAAUGGUCAGAUGUAUUAUCUUUUAUGUAAUUAAAUACAAUCUUCAUCGAUGGAUUCAUUUGGAAUAUUA